AUGACAUUACUCUUGUCAGUGCCGGUCUCCAUUCCAUAUGCAUUUGAACUGUUUGUCAUCUUUUGGCAAAGGUUGAAAAAACUUGCUCAGAAAAGUACAGACAAGGAAAAUUAUCAUACAAGAAAGACUGGACGGCUUUUUGCUUCAGAUAAGGAAUCGUGUUCUAGCAGCAGCAGUGAUGGUUUUACACCUGGCAGUGAUGAAAAAAAAGGCACUGCCCAACAGGAUUCCAGGCCUUCUGGAAAGAGAAAUUGCAAACGGGAUACAACUGUAUACAGAAAUACCACAAAGAAUGAGUCAAAGAAAAGAGAUCGCUCGGGACAGGAGAGCGCUGUGUUGUUUUCAAAGAAAUCCAAGAGCCAUAACUCACAGAAUUUUAGUGAAUUUGAUGAUUAUAGCCUGAUCAUUUCUGAUUCACCAAUUAUUGUGCUAAAACAGAUUGAAGAGAAUCAAAAAGUCAUAGGAACAAGUACACCAUGUCAGAGGAGCAACAGAGACAUACCUGCUAUCAAUCCAGCAGACAUAUCCCAUAUUUCACCUCUUAGAAAUAAGAGUGAUGAACUUGAUGAAAAUGAGAUUGUAAAUGAUACAGGGUCUCCAUCAUUUUGUGAAACUGCCCAGCUGCAUACAUCUGCUGAUUUAUUUGGAAGUCAUUUUUGUGAGGAUACAGAGGCAAAUAGAGACAGUAAAUGCAAUCUUGAACUUAACCUAAAGAGACUGGAGGAUGGUCUUAAAUUACUUCGAGUCAAUAAAAGGUGUAAAAAAACAAAGCAAAUACAAAGCAGGUGCUUGGAUUAUCUGUGGACAGACAGCAAUGUUCUGAAAAAGAUGACUUUUCAUCAAAAGCAACCCUACUGGUCAAAUGAGGAUGCCAUAGUUAAAGAGUGUAAAAUUCACAUCCAGCGGCUUAGAGAUAGUUUAUUAAAGAAGAGCACCAUAUUUGCCUCUGAUUUAAUGAAGUCACCAGUAAGGGAAGUAUCAGUUAGUUUAUUUUCAAGUCCAGAGCUAGAUCUACAGCCACAAAAUAGGAAACUGGGGUCCUCAGAAAGAGUGAAUGACACUGAUAGCUCAUGUCAUCAAAUCUCCAGCUUCUCUGACAGUGAUAGUGAUGAUCAUAGCUCUGAGGAUUUGAGUGCCAUUCAUGAAGAAGAAGAAAGUGAACUAGAGGAGGAUAAUGAUAAUGAAGACGAGUGGGAAGAUAACAGCGAAGAGUAUGAGGAGGGCAGUUAUGUGUCAGAUGUGGAAAACCUGGUGCAUAAAGCUAAUGCAAACAAGAAACAAAUAAGUGAUUUGAAUGCUGCUAGUAGCUCCAUCAAAGAAGCUGACUCGAAGGCAGCUGAGAACAUUGAUAAUUCUGUUAUCAGUGGCAGCCCUGUGCGGUAUAUGCUGACAGAAAGUGGUAUGAAGUCUGCAGCUGUGGGUGAAGCAUCAUUUCAAGAGAAGCAGGCAGAAUCAAGGCUGUUAGAAUAUUUGGAGGGCUCUCUUGAUGACGAGAGAGUCACUGUCUGCAGUUCUGAUGACAGUAUUUUCAGUAGAUCUUUAACCACACCUGAUGCUUUAAAAAAGUCGUAUGCUACAGAUGCGUCUUGUUCGCUCUUGGAGAUUUUAACUCCAGGCAAAAGUAAAAGCAGAGCAGAAGAAUUGCCCAUGAAAGAACGUGUUUUGCAGCAGUGUGGGCAAGAUAGGCCUUUACCUUUUACUGCCAUCAUUCCACCAAGUGUUCUGAAAAAGUGCGUUAAAAUUGGGGAGGGAGUGUAUGGAGAGGUUUUUCGCACUAUCCAUGGAGGUGGCUCUGUAGCUUUGAAGAUUAUUCCUAUAGAAGGAAAUUUCGAAGUGAAUGAUGAAAAGCAAAAGACGUUUGAAGAAAUACUUCCAGAGAUUGUCAUAUCAAGUGAGCUGAGCAAACUUUAUGAUGGUGUGGAGAACAGUACUUCAAACUUCUGUCAUGUCAAGAGUGUGUCCUGUGUACAAGGCAGUUAUCCCCCUGAACUUUUAGAACAGUGGGAUCUGUAUGAUAAAAAUAAAAAGUCUGAGAAUGACAGACCAGAUGUCUUUGGAGAUGAUCAACUGUACAUAAUGUUUGAGUUUGGUGAUGGUGGCUGUGACCUUGACAGUUGUAAAUUGAAAAACCCAGCACAGGGAGUAAGUGUAUUGCGACAGGUGGCCUGUGCUUUGGCUGUGGGUGAGGUAGUUAUGCAGUUUGAGCACCGAGAUCUCCAUGUAGGCAAUGUACUGGUGCAGCCCACAGACAGUGCUUCUAUCACCGUUGUUUUGAAUAAUACUCCUAUCACUAUAGACAGUGAAGGAGUACACGUUAGCAUCAUUGAUUUUACUCUUUCCAGGCUUUCUAAAGACGGCUGCACAAUAUUCUGUGACUUGGCCACAGAUUACACACUGUUUGAAGGAAAGGGGGAUUACCAGUUUGAUAUCUACCGCUUAAUGAAAAAAGAGAACAAAAAUAAGUGGGAAACAUAUCAUCCUCGCACUAAUGUUCUGUGGAUGCACUACCUUUGUGAUAAACUGAUAAACAGCAAGCGCUAUACACAGGCUGGCAGAGAGCAUCGGGAGCCAAUGAGAUGCUUGAGAGAGUGUCUGUAAGACUUCUUCAAUACAGCAGUGCUACAGAGUUUGUUUCCACAGACAGUUUUUUUUCACCUUGAAUGUUUGUCUUGCAAUAAUUUUGCUUAACUCCAAUGUUCUGAUAUUGCAUUGUCAUGUUUUUUUGUGGUGAUGAUGAAUUUUUAUUAUAAUUCACUUGCAUUGGAGAAAGAACUGAAGAGGAAGUAAAAUCAUUAUGAAUUAAUGAGCAUAUGGACAAGUAAUUUAUACAGCUGUGUAUUCAAGAUCAUAUUUUUUUAUGUGAGAGUGAGUGAGAGAGAGAUGAGAGAGCAGAUUUAUAAGUGAAAUAUUUGAGGCCAUUGUUAACCAUAUUUCUAGAAGCAACUUUUUAGUGACUGUCAC
Molecule: messenger RNA, 2961 nt
Organism: Pomacea canaliculata
Lineage: Eukaryota; Metazoa; Mollusca; Gastropoda; Architaenioglossa; Ampullariidae
Product: serine/threonine-protein kinase haspin-like
Biological process (GO): mitotic cell cycle; intracellular signal transduction; protein phosphorylation
Cellular component (GO): cytoplasm; nucleus
Molecular function (GO): ATP binding; histone H3T3 kinase activity
Source: RefSeq, a predicted model, not a curated record